This is a messenger RNA of Dermacentor silvarum, 11279 nucleotides long. RefSeq names its product glutamine-dependent NAD(+) synthetase-like (gene Nadsyn). The transcript is spliced from 19 exons. Gene Ontology annotation, biological process: NAD+ biosynthetic process. Gene Ontology annotation, molecular function: ATP binding; glutaminase activity; NAD+ synthase (glutamine-hydrolyzing) activity. Bases 163 to 2541 code for a protein of 792 amino acids. Lineage: Eukaryota; Metazoa; Arthropoda; Arachnida; Ixodida; Ixodidae. The record is from RefSeq and is a predicted model, not a curated record. Gene Ontology annotation, cellular component: cytoplasm.
GCAUUAAUGGAGGCGUGCCGUCGCCGUGUUUGCUGGUUUGCUGGCUGUAGCUGCCGCUUCGUGCUACUUUGCGUGCCCCGAAAGUAAACUUUCCCGCUAGCAGUACCGGCUUCGCGCCUCGUGCAUCGUUGAUCAGGGUCCCCUGUUACGCAUUCGGUCGCAAUGGGACGAAAAGUGACUCUCGCUGUGUGCACACUGAACCAGUGGGCUCUCGAUUUUGAUGGAAACUACAAGCGAAUCCUCAAAAGUAUCAAGGAGGCAAAGGCAAGGGGGGCAUCCUUUCGAUCAGGCCCUGAACUGGAAGUAACGGGAUAUGGAUGUGCCGACCACUUCCAUGAAAGCGACACUCUUCUUCACUCCUGGGAAGUCCUUGCCUCUCUGCUUCGUGAUCCGACAUGCGAGGGGAUUAUGGUCGACGUUGGAAUGCCUGUUAUGCACAGAAACGUCACUUACAACUGCAGAGUCAUCUUCUUAAACAAGAAAAUUCUGCUGAUUCGUCCCAAGCUCAUGAUGUGUGACGACGGCUGCUACCGCGAGUCACGCUGGUUCACGCCGUGGCAGAAGCCUCAUCGCGUUGAAGAAUUUUUUCUGCCUCGCAUGAUCUCCGAAAUAACUGACCAGAAAGUGGUGCCAAUCGGAGACGCCCUCAUCUCAACGAAAGAUACGUGCAUUGGAUUUGAAAUUUGCGAAGAGCUCUGGAAUCCCCUGAGCUCCCACAUAAUGGCGUCGCUGGAUGGUGCUGAGAUCAUAGUCAAUGGAAGUGGAUCUUAUCAUGAGCUGCGAAAGAACUAUGUUGUGUGCGACAGAAUCAAGUCAGCUACAGCAAAGUGCGGCGGCAUCUACAUGUUUUCCAACCUGAGAGGCUGCGAUGGCGAACGUGUCUACUACCAGGGUUGCUCCAGCAUCGCCAUCAAUGGAGAGUUUGCUGCCAUAGCCAAGCAGUUUGCCUUGGAAGAAGUUGAAGUCACAACUGCUACAUUAGACCUGGAGGAUGUCAGAGCCUACAAAGUAAAGAACAGAAGUCGAACGUUGAAAGGCGCUGAAUCGGAAGGCUACCCACGCGUUGUGGUCGACUACUCACUAUCCAGCACAGCCGACAUGUCCGUUGCACCUAGUCCGAUAAUCAGCUGGGCCUUCCCAACACCAGAAGAAGAGAUUGCCUUGGGACCUGCCUGCUGGCUCUGGGACUACCUGCGACGCAGUGGGCAGGGCGGGUUCUUUGUCCCGCUGAGCGGUGGCAUUGACAGCGCCAGCGUCGCAACAAUCGUGUUUUCUAUGUGUCGCCUGGUCUGUGCAGCCGUCAAGAACGGCGACCCGGACGUUUUGAGGGACGCCAGACGCAUUGUGGGCGACCCUGAAUAUGUGCCAAAGGAGCCGCGAGAACUCUGCAACCGAGUCCUUGUCACGUGCUACAUGGGCACAGAGAACUCAUCACGUGAGACUCGAGCACUGUCCAAGGACAUGGCCAACCAGAUCGGAAGCUAUCACAUGACAGUAGCCAUUGAUGCCGCUGUAACCGCUGUUGUUGCAAUCUUUUCAACGCUGACGGGUCGCAUUCCCAAAUUUCGUGUCUUGGGCGGUGGCUCGCGAGAAGACCUGGCUCUGCAGAAUGUCCAGGCCAGGCUACGAAUGGUCCUGGCCUACUUGUUCGCGCAACUCAUCCUUUGGGCUCGAGACCGACCGGGUGGUCUAUUGGUCCUGGCCACUGGCAACGUGGAUGAAGGGCUUCGUGGCUACCUAACAAAGUAUGACUGUUCAAGUGGGGACAUCAACCCAAUAGGUGGCAUCAGCAAAGUUGACUUGAAGCGGUUCCUGAAAUACGCCUGCGAAACUUUCAAGUUGUCGGCACUCAACGAUAUACUGAAGGCCACCCCGACUGCAGAAUUGACUCCGCUGAAAGACGGGCACACCAUACAAAGUGAUGAGGCUGACAUGGGGAUGACAUACGAGGAACUCAGCACGUAUGGAAGACUAAGGAAACAGCUUGCCUGCGGUCCAUACUCCAUGUUCAGCAAAUUGGUUCACCAGUGGCAGAACAAGUGGACACCAUUUCAGGUCGCAGAAAAGGUGAAGCACUUCUUCAGAACGUACUCCAUCAACCGUCACAAGAUGACUGUGAUCACGCCAUCAUACCACGCUGAGUCAUACAGCCCAGACGACAACCGCUUCGACCUUCGGCCGUUCCUCUACAACCCUCUUUGGAUGUGGCAGUUCACCCAGAUUGACGCUCAGGUCAAGCAUCUCGAGCUCCUCAAGGAUGCUCUGUCCACUAGCACGGCUGGCACUAGCAUCAACUGGAAGAGCAGUGCUGGCGUCUGUGAGAGGUUUGGCGAGAAACCCAGGGACUCGAGAGGGGGCCAGCAACGAGCGCCGGAAAACAAGAUGGCCGACACACCAUCAGGAGACCUCGGUAUUUUCGUCUCCGGCGGCGGUUAUCGACAGCCGGCCCUCGAAGUGUGCAACACGACAACGAACCUGCCCAAGUGCUUUGCGGAGCCUUUGGACUGUGGUGAAGUCAGGUCUAGGAUUUGGCUGCUGUGAUUUUGUGAGACUUUGGCCAUGGUGUUCGGCACUACUUUCUCCUUUGUGCACACAACAUUGUUCAGUCGGAGAGUUUUACAUGACUGACGCAGGUCAGUGUUAAGAAAGAAAAGGAGAGGGAUCUAGUGGAAUAUGCUGCAGGCCUGAAGCCUUCACCUGAAAUUUUAUAUAUUGUUCCAUGUGUAGACACUGUUUCAUAGAAAAUGUCAGAGAAAUAGGCAUUCCAUGGCCCCAUGUCAGCAAAUGGACACAAAUCUAAUCACAUAUUUUGUUGGUCAUUUCAGAAGAGGUACUUGAACCCUUGAUCGAGAGCUUAGGUCUCGACUGGGUUUCACACAUUUAAUUAUGUUAGAGGAAAACAUGCUGCUCCUUUUUGCACCACAGCAAAGUCUACUGCAUGGCUGAACUUUUAGUUUAAUUCGUGCAUUGAGAGCACCACGAGAGAGUGUGUAAGGCACUGGUCACUGCACAGCUAGUUAAUCCAAAAUGGCCAGCAGAAAAUGUGAGCUUACCUCCCUGGAAAACAAAUUCACCACUAAGAAGCAAAAAACAAAGUACUAGUAGAAGCAGCCUGCCACAGAUUGGCCUGUGGAAUACAUAUUAAGAAAAUAUCACCCUGGUUAAUUGUAGCAAAACGUCGAUCAGGGUGCAUGAAAAAGAUGAAAAAUGCAACAUAGCUGCUAAAUCGCUCGCCUCCGGCAGAAGCAGUGAGAGCUAGGCCGAUGCAGGUGUUCUUGUGGUCAUGGAACAUGUAUGUAUAAGAUUUCAGUUGAGAAUUCAGUCCUGCGGUAAGUUCUUAUGCUACAUUGUAUUUUUUUUUUUUGCUUCCUUACUCCCUCCUUUGCACCAAAUCAUUUCAGUCAUGAUGUAGUAUUAAGCACACUCAUUCUGUCAUGGUGAGUUUUUAUUUGCAAGACUCGCGAGUGUCUUGGUGGGCCCCUGGUCUUUUUUGUUUUCAAUGACACGUGUGCACAUGACAUUGCCUUGUGCAAAAAGUUUUUUAUUUUGUUUGUGUAUGUGUAAGAACUCUCACUGUUAUGUCAAGCGGACGCAGGAUUAGAAAUGGUUACAGGGCAGAGUGCCAAGGUAGUUGAGGCUCAUUGUAGAGGUGCUGAAGUGCGUAGACGCAAUACAAACUAUGAAGAUAAGGGCAUAAAACAGAUAGCAGUCUCACUGCGUAUUCCACCCUGUGCCUUUGUCUUCAUGUUUCAUGGCUUGCUUGCACUAUUUGCACCUUUAAAAUGUUACAAAGAAGCAAUAGCUUUAGCCACAAUGACAUUAAGCCCAAGGCACUGUGUCAUUCAGAAAGAGAAAGAUUCAGAAAUGACAGCACACUUUCUGUUAAUUAAAUACUUAAUGUCAAGGCAGCAAAGUGUAGGUAUUGUUGCCUUUCUCUCUGAAGGAACAAAAGAAAAUAUAACGGGCUCACUUACAAGGAAUCACUCGAACAAGAAAGAUAUUACAAAACCAGACGGGACGAUGUGUGCAUUAGUUUGUGAUCCAAUAACUUAUCGCUUUCACAAGAAAGCUUGUCUUAGUGUUCUUUCUUCUUAGUGAACCCUGUCUGUUUUUGUUUUUCUGGUUGCUGUUCAGGGAGCAAUGCCUACACUUGCCUUGAAACAUUCAUCUGAUCUUGAGUAGUACUGUCUUUUCUCGCCUGCUUUGUGCAUGCCAGCUGUAGUGCCAAUUUUGUUCACAUAAGGUUACUCUAUGUUUGUUUCUGAACAGAUCAUCAUCACACUUAGUUUAGACUACACCUCAAAGCGUCCACAAGGUAGGUGCGAGUCUUUUGCAAAUAGUCAUCGAUUGUUGCUGCCAGUUAUCUCACUGCACUCUUAGUAAACUCAGGUGGCAUGUUUGUGACAUUCUACAACGAAAGAUGCGAAGGGAGUUGCUUUGCUCUGCUCAAAUGUAGUGGCUUGAAUGAAACCCACUUGUGAAAGUCACAACAGGGUGCUGCAGAGUUAUGAUAAGUAGUAGUCUAACAAAUGUUGUGUUGCUCAGGCGACGAGUAUAAUGGCUCUUCUAGUUAAAUUACCGACUUGCUCACGUUCAGUUUUUCAAAGGGGCAAAGCUAGGCAGGUGUAUUUCAUUUAAAGCACACUUGAGUGCAGUACUACUUACCUGUUUCAUGUAUACUCAUGUUUCAUAUACUGUACCUAUUUCAUGGUUACCCCUGCAACCGAAGUAGAGGAGGCAUGUUCCUCUUACGCCCGAUUUAUUCGUACCGGCAGGUGGCGCUGGCAUCGUAACACUCACACCAUCCCUUCUCGUACUGCGUAGCUACCACACCGACUCAGUUUGCUUAUGAAGGCAGUUAAAAUUUAAUCAGUGGAACCACUGCACACCAGUUGCCUUGUCUGUUCACAGCAGACAUUUGUUAAGUUUGUCGUAUGUUUUGAGGCAAGCUGAGUGGUGGCCGAGCGCAAGAGAAAUGGUCACCAGAAGAUAUGGUCACUACUUUUGCUUUUGAAACUUGCGUGAAAUGUGCAGUGAUCUUGCACGUUCUAAAACUCGUAAGGGCAAUUUAAAAAGUAAGAUAGAAUGUUCAUCUUGGCGUGGGAAUAUUAUGUCUCUUUUCAAAUGUCAUGCUACUGUAACUAAAACAAUAAUGUGUUCUAUUUGCAUGUAAGAAAAUUCAAACUAAAUUAUGGGACUGUUCUCACCAACGUUGUGACGCAUCUUUAUAGCUUUGCUGUCAUGGCCGCAAUUCGAGCUUUCUGCGUGUUUAACAAAAAUCAAUAUGCAUUGCCUUAGCACACGAAACAGUUUUUUUUUUUUUAAUAAGCAGCGGUGACACCUGUUGCUUAGAGGGCGAAACCGCUACUUUGUUGCCUCUGCUUUGGGCACUUUUGCUUUAUUAGGACAUGUGGUACCAUCCUUCUUUCUAGUGCUUCAUAUUUGCAUAUUUUGUCGAAAACACAUUGGGGGUAUACAUCAUUUGUGGUGAUGCCAGGCAAGGAAUCAAUUUUUAUUGCAAUAGGAAUGGUGGUGUCAUCUUUCCUAGGAAGGUGAAAUGCCUAAUGCAGACUGGUUUUGCUUUCCAGUCAUCAUCGCACAGUGCCCCACGUUUAUUCGUCUGGCAAUUCCACAAGUGACAUGAACUUUUUAAUUUAUUCUGUACAAAAUAGGGCGGUAAACAGUGCCCAGACGUGUCCUUAAAUAAAAUGCUCAGCUCUACUCAUGUGUACAGAGCUUGAGUGCAACAGUCCGGCAUUUUGGCCGCGAGAGCUACUUAUAUUUUCGCCCCUCAGCAACGCAACAUUAAUGAUACGAGUUUAAUCUAGCUUCUUGAAACUCCUCUGAAUGAAUGCAUUUAGCUCCUCACUUGGAACAUUAAUACUCUUGGCGCUGGUAAAAGCUGUGCCACGGCUUUCAUUAUUUUGUGGUAUUUUUUAGUCAUGUUUAUGCUUCCUGGAGUCCUUGCACACAGGUAGCUUCGACACUAUGUAUGCAAUUAUGUGCGAACAAACAUAAAAAAUAACUCUUGCAGCUCUGCACAGGGCGUGGCCUCACAUGAAAGAAGCCUGUUCACUUAGUAGUAAUGAAGUGAGUGGACAACAAAAGGUUUUUAAUCCAGCGCUAUUUCAAUGAAAAAAAGGUAGCCACAAUUUAUUGGUGGUAUCCUAAACCAGCCAAACGCAUUAAAGCAACAGGAAAAAUAUUUUGAAGAAAACAGACGGAAAAUGUGAAAACAGGCCAUGUUUUAUGCCUUCCAUAGCUUGUCUGGCACUAUCAAGCUCAGGAAAUUGAGGUGUUCUCUCUCUAUCUAUCCAUGUGUAUGUCACUCACUCACUCUCUUUGUUUUUAUUGAAAUAAAAGUUGGAAAGGCCUAAUCACCUCGAGUGGCUGCUCCUUUUCGCUGAAAGAUAGUGUGAGAGAACAGAAAGAGUCCGUCUCAAUAUCUGGAACGUUGGAGCUGGAAAUGUUUUUUGGAAGCCCCGGUACGCAGCCCCACAAGGGGUUCGAUGGCUUUGAAGCUUUUUGACAAUGACAAAUUUGCACUCACACUCAUUAGUGAGCUUGCACAAGGAGUUAGCAGUGCUAGAUUUGUCUUCAGGCCACGCGUCCUUUUUAAAAGCCUUAUUCGUUAUUUUGUUUGACUGCUUUGUAGGCGAUGAGAGUCACUCUACAGUACCUGGUAUAAAAAGAUAUUUCAAAUCAAAGGUGUCGCAUAGCUUUGCAUAUGCCUUGAAAAUGCAUUAUUUUUCACGUUCUAUACUUUUUUUGAAGCGCCUCAUGCUAUUCUUAUCCCUCCAGCAUUUUGGGUGGUAUAAUUUUAAUGUUGUAAUAGUAUCAGGUUGCACUGUAUUAGUGGCAAAACAUUACAUUUUGGUUUAUAGCUACAUGGACAUCACAUUGUAUUUCACAAGCUAUCUUACAUAAGGAGCCAGUGUGUUUGUAAGAACCAAUAGUGUCACGAUCUCUGGAGGUUUCUUAGUCUAUAUUAUAUCUACUCAGCUAAGACAUUUUCGAUGGCUAGUUGGUACAUUUUUGUUACCAUUGUUGACUGUGCAAGUAAACACAAUCCAUACAAGGGCUGCACUUGUUCUGUAUGUGAUUCCUUGCCUGGUUUGCAUUUACUUACGCAGUCAAACAAUUAUUCACUUAAAAAAUGAUGCUAGUAAAUAACUGCUAUUAUUGAGAAGCAAGUGAUUGCUACUUUUGCCUUGUGGUUCCUGAAAGCAGUUCUUGUGUAGCAGUGCCCAAAAGGCUUUAGAUGUUGAGGAAAAUUGAUAAACCUUGCAAAUCUUCCACUCCUAAACGUGUGCUGUAAAUUAAUUUGGCAAGGUGUACGAAUGACGAGCCCACUUUAUUUUGUGUAUAUUGCGCACCCCCGAAUUUUGUGGGAUGGAUGCAGAUGGAUAGAUUCCCAUAGAUAUUAGAAUAAUGCAAAGUUGUAUUCAUCAGCAGCAGGCAUCAGUGCUCCCGUAUAGGUGGUGCUCGAAACAUGGCGUCCAAGGUGUUACUUCUGGCACCUGCAGUCCGUGAAGGUGUGCCUUGCUAGAUUGUUUUCCGUUAUUCCGACGACGAGAGUGCGACGAGGACACCACCUAAUCACAAAGCCUCUCCUAUGCUAUGUGCUCAGUUAUAUAUACUUAGCAGGUAACACUGCAGAAAGCUAUGCAGGUAGUAAGGUCGUGGAAGUCUCGCGCCACACUAUUCGCAGUGCACUCGUUCUUGAUCUGCGAUGCCUGCUCCGGAAUAACUCAUUCAUAUUUAUUGCAACGACUUGUGAAAGUAAGACCGGGUCAAAGCACGUUAUCAUUUGCUGCCCACUUUUGUGCUUCCCGUGCACGACAUACCGUGUUUUGGUCACGAGCACAAGCGGUGCACUGUUGCUGCUGGUCGCCAAAACUCAUCACUGUUCUUUUUUCACUGCUAAAAUAAGUUCAGAUCUGGGACGCCUUCCAUGUGAUAAUCACGUCGUAUUUUGCAACAUAACCUUUGACAAUUAGCACUGCAUCAAAUUGCAUGACAUAUGUCUUUCUUUCACGUGUGAUGCACUAUUUUUUGGUUGGGAAUGCGUUUCAUAAUUGCCUGAUGUUUUGGUGCCCAGACAGGCCAAACACUCAUCCUGCCUUCUUCAUCUGCGUUUCUAUUAAUUUGCGCCCCUCGUGUAAUAGUUAUGUGUCGCCAGCUAGCUCAACAAAACGUACACCUGUGAUUCCUUUUGUUAAUAGGAAUACAGAUAGCUGACACAUUUUAAUUUUGCUCCUGUGAAUUCACUGAGUAUCAAUGUCUCCCUUCUCUUUACAUUGUUGAUGCUAUUUGCCGCUGAUUGGAAGCUAAAGUGUCGACUUUCACGGGAAAAGAAAUGUUCUUACAAACACACGGUCCACACCAUGCCAUCUCCAAAUGCAGGGCAUCGUGUACCGACACCGAUAAACCUUGUCAAAAAAAUUUCAGCUAGCGUGUUCUUUGGAAGGUCGCUGAUAAUUUCGACGACGUGCAGGUGUGCCCUGCAAAGUGUGUCGUUGCACAUAACCCUGUGUCAGUGCCAAGCACUUUUACACAGUCUUUGCACACUAUCCACCAAUCAUGCAUGUCCAAGUACAUUGUUGACCAUGUAAAUGGCAUUCUCUGUGCUGUCCGAUUUGCCAGUUCUGCGAAGCUGCCAGUUCGGGCAGCAGAUAGGGGCGAGUGUGAGAUGCCGAAUGUUUUGCAACUAACAGAGCACGGUAUAAGUGACUGUCCUGGCCAAGCCGCUGGCUUGUACAUGCUAAUGUUUCCCACAAAAGUAGUACUUCAUGGUGCAUUUUGUUUUGAUACCGCAUCUGGACGCAGUGCCUGCCUGUGUUCAUCUAGAAUAAAUUCAGAAAUGAGCAUCAUCUGCGGGAAUGCGGGACACAGAAAAAUGAACUGCCUCAGUUAAAAGAAUGGCGGCAGCAUCUGUCACAUUUACAGUUGUACACAGCACAAGCUGCGUUUCAAGUACUUCAUUCAGACAUGGUGUUAAACAAACUGUACCAUAAAAUGUUGUGUUUAAGCAUGAAUGAGCAAGCAGCUUAGCUGGAAGAGUCGUUUAUACAGAGCUCCCUCAUUAAUGCAACAUGUUUUACAUUUGCAUUUUCUGUAAAAUGUUGUCUCGUGCUAUUUCUUAUUUGUGUUGAAUUCGAUCAUUGGCGGCAAAGCUGAACACAUUACUUAACGCCCGUUCAGCAGUGUUGCAUACUUCAGGCCUUUUCAAACAGGAGUUUCAGUUGUUGCAAAAUAUGCACCUGUGGCACCAGACUAGUGCGAUUUGCUAUCUACUGCUGUGUUUUGUAUUACAUGCAGAAAGUGUGACAUUCAUUGAAAAGUGCUUUCAUUGAAAAUUCAUUUUGCAGCCCUCAGCAUGUGCAAAGGUUUAUCGGUGACCUGCGCUUAACACGAUAUGCAUGCCAAAUACUGAUCUGCAAUGUGUUAACGAAGUUGAUAUAUCCCUGUGGUCAUGGUUGCUUCAGCGUAACAACAUUCAGAUGUGCCCACUGUUUCGACCAAAAUGAAGAAUUCAGUCAGCGUCGAGUACCCCAGAAGAGCUCUUUGUUGGGUCAUGCAACUGGGCGAGGAAAGAAAAAGAACCUCCAGAGGAAACUGACUCAUGUAAAGAAUGUAUGAUAGUCCAUUGUACAACAAACUCCAGUGAAUGUCUUCAGCUUUUCAGUGGUAAUAAAAGUUAAGCGUUGAAGAUGUGAGGAAAAAGCAUUUCAGUUGCAGCUGCAGUGCUAAGGGUGUUUUUGAUGUCUUGUUUGUUGUGGCUGAAGCUGAAUAAAGUCGUUUUCUUGUUAAAAGCGAUGUCCUCAUGUGUUUACAUGUUUUAACCUAUGCCUUGGUUGACACACACUGGUUAUAAAGAUCAAGCACAAGGAUGUAGUCCUAGUCUAGGGCGUUUGCAGCAGAGAGCUUUCAAUAAGAGCUUGGGCCCUAUUGCAUGCUAAUUUACACCUGUAUUUAAAUGUAUGUGAACCAGGGGUACUGCAAAAAAAUCAGAUUUCUUAGCAACUCAGACUGACAACUUGAAACUGACGAAUCCACUGCUGUGUUUGCAAUACCAAGUCUGAACUGUAAUGCUCAGGUGCAGGUUACAAGCAACGCACCAAUCAAAUUCGAAUAUUAACGCGAAAGCGUUAAGGGCUCCGUGUCGCAGAAAAUCCGGCGUAGGCACGGGCGCACUGGUGUCGUUGGCGGAAAUAGUCAACCUGAACCACCCCGACCGCGCAGGCCCUCCACGCGGCGCAAGGCGUUAGCGAACAAAAUCGAUUUUUUCAAAGUAAAAUUUGUCAGAAAAAUCGUAAAGUACGACUUGACCCCAACCGACAGAUGUGAUAGCAUCGGAUUGUAAUUUCAAUGUACAAGAAAAUAUAAUUCUCUUACGCCGAAAUUCAAACACAAACCCCUUUUCCAGCAUUUCUACAAUUCAUGCAGAGGCGCGCCGCAGUUUCUUCCUUGCAAAAACAUCCAGAUGGCGCUCACCUCCUCUGCAGCCGCGCGCGGAGACCAAGUUGGACAAAAAAAGCUGCAGUUGCUGCGAAGCCUGAUAAGCAGCCAGGGAUCUUUGAAUGCUAUCGCGUUCCACUCUUACAGCGAAGCUUAAGCGUCCGCCAAAUUUUUUCAUAGAACCCAUGGUCCGCAUAAUUUUGAUCACGUGUGUACAUGCUUUUAAAGAGACCCUGAAGGCAAAUGUCAAGUCAACCGGAACGUUGCAGGUUUUAUGCAAAGAAAUUACGUAGUUUAAUACAACUAUAAGAGCAGGCUGCAUAGACCUUUCAAUAAUGGCUUGGCGCCAUUUGGAUGCUAAUGUACGCGCUGUUAGAGAAUACAAAUAUUGAGUCAAUCUAGAAUGUUAGAGCACCUUUCUAGAAAGGUAACGUUUUAGAGCGCAGCUCGUAGGUGACCGUUCCUGUGGCGAGCUUCGGCAUCCCUCAUAACCAAGUGAACGAGCACAGAAGGAUGAAAGAGCGAAUGCGGCGCGUAGCGGGGGAUGAAAGACUGCGAUAGCGAACAGAGCGGGAGGAGGAGGAUGCAGCGGAACCAUGAAGCGGAAAGGGGAGGAGGAGGGUAUGGCAAAAGCGUGAGAAGACAGGCGUAGUGCCGCGCACGACGGGCUCUGCGGCGACGACCGCUACAAGGUGGCGCCAGAGUAGCACACUGACCUCUGUUCACCGAUACCAUAUAUGGAAACAAAGCGCUGCAUAAGCAGAGAUCUAUCUGCAGCGGCUGCUGUGAAUCGCGCGCACGCGUCAUUUACGCACUGU